This is a messenger RNA of Contarinia nasturtii (swede midge), 970 nucleotides long. It is a transcript of the gene ND-24, whose product is annotated as NADH dehydrogenase [ubiquinone] flavoprotein 2, mitochondrial. Gene Ontology annotation, biological process: mitochondrial electron transport, NADH to ubiquinone. The transcript is spliced from 5 exons. The record is from RefSeq and is a predicted model, not a curated record. Lineage: Eukaryota; Metazoa; Arthropoda; Insecta; Diptera; Cecidomyiidae. Gene Ontology annotation, molecular function: NADH dehydrogenase activity. The coding region runs from base 131 to 856 and encodes 241 amino acids.
AUGACAGUUCGUUUGACAGGUGCUCUACUAUCAUCGUACUACAUUUAUUUGAUAUUUUGUGUGGCAGAAAAUAGAAAAUAAUUCGGGUUUUUGGCCUGUGAAAAAUUGUUUGCUGUAAAUUUUAAUCAUCAUGCUUAGCGGAACCAGACGAAUUCUCUCAACAGCCUUGAGAAAUGUCCGUGGAUUUCAAUCAUCUGCCACAGUAUGCAGCGAUCAUUUGUUCGUGCAUCGGGAUACACCUGAAGAUAAUCCGAACAUCAAAUUUGAGUUUACCGCAGAAAAUCAAAAGCGUGUUGAGGCCAUUUUAAGCAUUUACCCGGAAGGUCAUAAGCGUGGUGCAAUGAUUCCAUUGUUGGACUUGGCUCAGCGUCAAUACGGCUGGUUGCCAAUUUCAGCUAUGCACAAAGUCGCUGAGAUUCUAGAAUUACCAAAUAUGCGUGUUUAUGAAGUGGCCACUUUUUACACAAUGUUUUUACGUAAACCAACUGGAAAAUAUCACAUACAAGUGUGCACCACAACACCAUGUUGGCUACGAAACUCAGAUGUUGUUCUCAACACAUGCCGACAAAAAUUAGGAAUCAAUGUUGGUGAAACAACAAAGGACAAAAUGUUCACCAUAUCUGAAGUCGAAUGCUUGGGUGCUUGUGUUAAUGCUCCGAUGAUGGCCAUAAACGACGAUUACUACGAAGACUUGACGGCCAAAGAUACCGAAGAAAUUCUUCAGGAUUUAAUCGAUGGAAAAUCACCACGGCCUGGUCCACGCAGUAAUCGAUAUGCUUCGGAGCCGGAAGGAGGAUUGUCUUCGCUCACCGAAGAACCAAAGGGUCCUGGUUUCGGUUUGCAAGCCGGUCUUUAAGUGAAUUCACUCGCUAAUUGUAACAUUCAACAUCUCCGAUUUUUAUUAGUUUGUAUCAAAUAAAGGCGUCUGAAAGCAUUAAAGGUUUAAAUUUAACAAUCUAUUAUAGUAUAA